GUCCAUUCAGCAGCAACUUCAUUAUUCUUCCAUCCAUUCGGCCGCAGUAAUGUAAAAGUUUUACCAGCGGUCGUCGGUAGCAGUUUUUUCGGUAACUGAUUGUUCGUGUGUGUUUGCCUUGAGGGAACCUGCAAGGCCAGUUCGAGUGCUUCUGAGAUUUUCGGGAAUCGGAUAAUCCCUCCGGUUUUGUUGCUGCCUCCGGACAGUUUUUUUCCCCUUGCGUGAAACAAGAACAAAGCCCAAAGCUGAACGGGUACAAGCUUGCUGCUACUCCUCCCAUCGGAAUCGAAAAGUGUGUGUUUUCCUGUUUCGCAAAAGUGCAAAACGUUCCGCGAAGAAAAGUGGAUCCGAGAGGAAGUGUAUGUGAUUUUUAAUCAACUGAAGCUGAUGGACGUGUAGUGUAACCCAAAAUUCGGAAAAUCGGUAUUCGAAAUUCAGCGAAACGAUAGAAGGUGAAUAAUCCAAGGGAUUUACCUCCAGCUUUGUGGAAGCACCUGCAAAAAUAUCACCCACUCCACAUUACACCCGAUUUCCUAAAAGACUCGUCAGAGCCAGAAAGAUGAAAUUGGUAUAAAGCUGAUGGGGAGCAUACGAACGAAGAAAAAAACCGGCUCUGAGUACGCUGAUCUUGCAGUAGUUGUGCUGAUAGCAGAUUGCUGCAAUAGUUUUUACAUCAACAAGCUCUGGUGUCUUGGAAAAAACCAACAUUUGAAAUAGUUGCGUUCUACAGAUCGAACGCAGUUCGAACAUCGCUUGUGGAGGAAAAUUCUGCGGCUUCCCUGUGGCUAGGACAACCAUAAGAGCAGAGCAGCUUCUAGUGGCUUAUUCCUUGGACCCCCGAGAUAGCUUACUCCCUUCCAGCUCGAAAGAGGGGCAACGGAAUCGAAAACCACAACGGGAGAGCUCUAUUUUCGAUGGUCGGGCUGACAACAGAAUGUGAAUCCUACUACUAGCAUCAUCCCACGGACAGCACAGACGACGGUAUUAUUUUUAGGAAGUAAAGUUGUGGGUGUCUCGAAGGGCGAACCCUUAUCGACGGUUAGUUGCGUUUUGUUUCCUAUUUUUUCUUUUGUAUUUCUGAAAUCUACACCUUCAUCUCUACUAGGCCAUACCAAUAAAGUGCCAAAUUGUAUCGCUUAAGGUCACAACACUCAACACACCAACUACUAUUUUAGAACAGCGGCUGUUUUUGGGUUUUAGAGGUUUGAAAGCGGUUAGUGUGAAAAGUUCUAGUCAAAAUAAUUGUUAGGAUCCCAACUGUUUAGGCAAAAUCAAUUUCAAAUUUAGUAACAAAAGAGAUUUUUUUCAUAAGAAGAAGCGAUAAACUUUAUAUUAGUCACUGAUAGGAGGAAGUGUUCGGCGAGUUUUAGCAUAGAUUAGUGCGGAUUUUUUCAAAGAUACGAUAAGACGGUGGUGAUAAGAGGGUGAGAAAUAUCGAAGAUAAGCCUAAACGUUUUGUUUGUAUGAGUCAGUGAUUAGAUUGCGAUAGUUGAGCGUUUGCUUACCACCUCUAGGAAACAUGCUACAGUAUUGUUCGGUCUAGGGCACAACACGAGAUUUAAGUUCUAAGUUGGGAUGGGAAACAGUAAUUCAUGCUGUUCGUACUCGAGUUCACCGCCGCCGCGGAAGGCAAAGGAAGUUCCGGUCUUCGAGGAACAUCUUCCGGAGGGUGAACUCUCGACCAAUAACCUACAGCACAUUUCGGAACGCGAGGGAGACGAUGGGGAGCACGAUCCCUCGGUGGAUCCUUCCGCCGGCACAAUAUUCCUGGAGCGCUCCAAGCGUCUGGAGAAUGGGAUGACCCGAAAAAAAUCUCAACACACCAUAGCACCGGCAGGUGGUGCAGUGCUAAAGAAAAGUAGUUCCUGUUCGACCAUCUAUCUGGAUGAUUCGACAGUAUCGCAACCGAACCUCAAGAACACCGUCAAGUGUGUCUCGCUAGCAAUCUAUUAUCACAUCAAAAGCCGUACCAAUGAACGACGGAUAGACAUUUUCGACGAGAAGUUACAUCCGUUGACCCGGGAUCUGGUUCCGGAUGAUUACGAUCAGCACAACCCAGAACAUCGGCAGAUCUAUAAGUUUGUCCGAACACUUUUCAACGCAGCCCAGCUGACAGCCGAAUGUGCCAUCAUUACCUUGAUAUAUCUAGAACGGUUACUAACGUACGCCGAGCUUGACAUUGGCCCCUGCAACUGGAAGCGGAUAGUGCUGGGUGCCAUCCUGCUAGCUUCCAAAGUGUGGGACGACCAGGCCGUCUGGAACGUCGAUUACUGUCACAUCCUUAAGGAUAUCACCGUGGAAGAUAUGAACGAGCUCGAAAGGCAAUUUCUCGAACUGCUGCAAUUCAACAUUAACGUUCCGUCGUCGGUGUACGCCAAAUAUUACUUCGACCUGAGGACGCUGGCCGAGGCCAACGAUCUGUCCUUCCCGACGGAACCGCUGUCCAAAGAACGGGCCCAGAAGCUGGAGGCCAUGUCCCGGGUGAUGCAGGAUAAGGCCACGGCCGAGGCGCUCAAGAACGGUAUGAAGAAGUGGUCCUCGAUCGACAACAUACCCCAGGCCAAUGUGCGACGUAGCGUAGCCAUCCUGUCGUGAUUUGUCCCAACCAUGAUUAUAGAUCUGAUAGUUCAGGUAUUUUGGCCAAAUAAACCAAUCCAUACGGCAUGGAUUAAACUUGUGUACAGUCAACAGAACAGAAGGUACUGCGUAGCGAGGACAAAUUUUAUGUGUAUUUUAUACGUAUUUAUAUGAAGAAAAUUUUCGAAACAGAGAAAGAUGAUAAAAAAUCGUAGCUAAGCAUGUGAAGAUUUAUUUUUACGCGAAACUCCCUUUAAAAAAACAAAAGACAUGAAUGUGAACGAUACCCCAGUGCUAACGUUGCAAAUUUUGGUGGAUUUUGGAGAUGUAGAUCAGAAAAAUGUGUAGUUUGAGUACUUUCUUUUCAAACUUGUUUUGCAAACCAGGACCUUUGUUAGCUUUUUUAAUUUUUAAUUCAAAAAUUUUCAAUGGCUUUAUAAUUUUAAAACUGCGAAAAAGACAAAUUCUAAAUUCCAGAACUAAGUUUCAUUCAGAGUUCAAGCGGAACUCUGACUACAGAAUACAUCAGCAUUCAGAUUCAGAGCUCAGAUUUCGACUCAGAUUCAGACUUCAGAUUUCGAUAAAAGAAUGCUAAAUUUACAAUUUAGAUUUAGAAUUUAGAACUAACAAUUAACAAUCAAUCCGGAUUCCAGAUCUUUAAUUGGGAAUUCAGGUUCAUAGUUUUUAUUUAGAAUUGAGAUUCUAAAUCUAGAUUGAAAAUUUUUAGCGGCUUAACCGGUGAGGAUUCAACAUUUGAGGUUCAGAUUCCAGAUUCCAGAUUCAGAAUUCAGAUUCAUUAAUUUCAUUUAGAAUUUAGAACUCAUAAUUCAGAAUUUAGAGUCAGAAUUCAGAUUCAGAAUUCUGAUUCAGCAUUCAGAUUGAAAAUUUAGUUUCAGAAUUCAGAUUCAAAAUUCAGAAUGCAGAUUAAGCAUUCAGGGUUCAAAUUCAGAAUUCGGAAUACAAAAUUCAUGUUCAGAAUUCAGGUUUCGAAUUAAGAUUCAGAAUCAGAAUUUUGUUUUCUGAUUCUUGAUUUCUUUUACCGUAUUUCUAAUUCCAGUUCUGAUUUAUAAUUCCGAUUUUAAUUUGAAUUCUGAGUCUGAUUUCUGAUUUUUGUUUUUUUUUAUAUCUGAUUCAGAUUUUUCAUUUCGCAUUUUGAUCUGAUUUCUGUUUUUUCAUUUCUGAUUUCUGACUCUUAUUCCUGAUUUUUAAUGAUGUUUCUGAAUUCUAAUGAAUAUCGAUUUUUAUUUAAAUUAAAAUCUGCAGAAUCUGAACUAACGAGCAAAACUCACAAUCAGAAUUCAGAAACAGGAUAUCAAAUUCAGAAUAUUUAUUCCGUAUCAGAUUUCCGAAUUCAGUUUAAAGGAUUUUUUUAUAUUUAUUUGCGUUAAAACCAUUUUUGUUAUUCUUUCUCUAGUAUUGAUUUUUUUUAUUUAAAUUGGCCUUAUCUACACAUAAAUUUCCCAGGUCUACAUUUCUAUCCACAAUUGUCAAUUUCAUUGUGAAAACAAACAAUGUUCAUCAGUAAACAAAAAAAAAAAAAAUUGCAGUGCUGUUAAGGUUUCCAUAUUUUAAAAAAUAUCGCUCUUAAAUUUGAUAAAACCAAAAACGAGAGGACUCUUUAGUACCCCCAAUUUGACUUCCAUUAGUUUCAAAUAGGUAAAGAUUAGUUUCGAUUAGGAUCGUAUAUUUUGUUCUUAGCAUCAAAAUCCAGCCGGUGGUCUCUGUUAUAAUCAGUAUUCGCUUUUUUGGCACCCAUUCAUAUUGAAAAUCAAAACUCGCAUACAAAACAAAUAAACAAACAAAAAAGUAAACUUGUAGAUAAAAUUCAAACUAGAAACACUGCACAGUUGCAUCUCAACCAAGCUCUAGAAAACGAAUACAAAACUGCACCUUUUUUUAACAAGAAAAAACGAAAACUAACCGAAAGUAAUUAUAAUGCCGUCAAGGAACACGUGUACUAGCUAUAGCCUACAGGAAAAUUUUAUUUCUAAUGCAUAUUUUGUCAGAAUUCACCCCUUAGGGUCCAUCGAAAUGGAACCUCACACAGCUAACAAAUGAAUAAAAAAAGCAUCCAGCAACACGCGAUCAAUGAAAUUUUAUACUAUAGAAUAUUAUUACAAAACAGAAACGCUGCAAAAGUCUGCUUCAUUCAACAACAGUUUCCUUACUCGAGCGACCGAAUCGAUUUGAUUGUUGAAUAGAAAACAGCAAAUGUUUCCAAUGGUUAGUAGAAGUGUAGAAGUGAAAGUUGAUUAAAAAAUCAAACAAACAAAAUGGCGAUAAUCCUUUAAAAACAAAUCCGAGAUAGAUGAGAUACGGGGAAGAAGCAUUAAGCAAACAAACAAUAGAAGCAUAAAAUCUAAUCAAUAGCAUAGUAGGAAAACCCGUGUAGUGAUAUAAGCGAGCAUAACAGUCAUGAAAUUUUCAUCAUUUCGUAUCCUUAGUCAAAUUCAAAAGGAAUCUAAAAACAAAAAAAACUAAAACUAAAACCCAUUGCAAGCAAUUGGAUGGAAGAAAUUUAGGUGAUCUAUUGGUAAAGGUUGAUGAAAACGGUUAGCAUGAUAGGAAGAGUCUUAGGAAAGGAAGUUUAACUAAAAAAACAACUAGCAGUACAGAAUCAAACAAUUUAAACGAAGAAUAAAUACAAAAGAUAAAAGAAAACAAAGAUGAAAACUUUAUGUAGGUUUACGACGCAACACAACUGAAGGCACCUUAAAAUGAAACGAAUGAUGAACAUGAAGAAGAAGCAAACAAAAAAAAAACAGGACAUUUGACUAUUCAAUAUAUUGAGAUCAGAGAAGAAUAUCGUACCAAUUUAUUUGUAUCCUAUAAGCUAUUGCGCGAAAUGAAGAUAUGAAUGAGAAAC
This is a messenger RNA of Uranotaenia lowii, 5443 nucleotides long. Its product is annotated as cyclin-Y-like protein 1. Gene Ontology annotation, molecular function: cyclin-dependent protein serine/threonine kinase activator activity; protein kinase binding. Gene Ontology annotation, biological process: regulation of cyclin-dependent protein serine/threonine kinase activity; regulation of canonical Wnt signaling pathway. The record is from RefSeq and is a predicted model, not a curated record. The transcript has 3 exons. NCBI's taxonomy places the organism in Eukaryota, Metazoa, Arthropoda, Insecta, Diptera, Culicidae. The coding region runs from base 1576 to 2595 and encodes 339 amino acids. Gene Ontology annotation, cellular component: plasma membrane.